Molecule: messenger RNA, 794 nt
Organism: Spinacia oleracea (spinach)
Lineage: Eukaryota; Viridiplantae; Streptophyta; Magnoliopsida; Caryophyllales; Amaranthaceae
Product: 40S ribosomal protein S16
Exons: 1
Coding region: 102-557 (151 amino acids)
Biological process (GO): maturation of SSU-rRNA from tricistronic rRNA transcript (SSU-rRNA, 5.8S rRNA, LSU-rRNA); translation
Cellular component (GO): cytosolic small ribosomal subunit; ribosome
Molecular function (GO): structural constituent of ribosome; RNA binding
Source: RefSeq, a predicted model, not a curated record
CUUAACUCGUUCUUCCGCCCCUCCUUAAUUUCCCUCUUUGCGCAUAACCUGCCUCCAAGAGAGAGUUUGAGAGGAGAGAGUAAACUUCCAAACCCUCAACAAUGGCAACUCCCGCCGCCCAAGCUCCGACAUCCGCACACGCAGUUCAGUGCUUCGGCCGCAAGAAGACCGCCGUCGCAGUCACCCACUGCAAGACUGGCCGUGGUUUAAUCAAGAUCAACGGAACACCAAUCGAGCUCGUGCAGCCCGAGAUCCUCCGCUACAAGGUGUUCGAGCCAAUCCUUCUUCUCGGCCGUCACAAAUUCAAUGGCGUCGACAUGAGGAUUCGUGUUAAGGGAGGAGGACACACCUCGCAGAUCUACGCCAUUCGACAGAGUAUUGCUAAGGCUCUUGUUGCUUAUUACCAGAAGUUUGUUGAUGAGCAGCAGAAAAAGGAGAUCAAGGAUAUUCUAAUCAGGUAUGAUCGUACUUUGCUUGUUGCUGACCCUCGUCGUUGUGAGCCUAAGAAGUUUGGUGGUCGUGGUGCCCGUUCUAGAUUCCAGAAAUCUUACCGUUAGAAGGUUUUGGAAUGCCGGAGGAGAGAGAAAAACAAAGAAAGAGGAGAGUUCAUUUUUUGUGUUUUGGUACGAACUUUUCUAUUGUGUUAUAUUAUUAGGUUUAAUAUGAUUUUAGUGGAAUUUGUGAUGGAUUAUGAGCUCUCUUUUCAUAGUUGAAACCCUAAAUUUUGGUUUAGCUUUAAAUUAUUGUCGGAUUAUGCUAUGAUUAUAUCGUAUUGAUUCUAUUACGCUGUUCAA